AAAGGUCUUUUUAUCCCUGCUUGGCUGAAAAAACAAUUUAAGGAAAACAAUAUGAAAAAUUUAUACAUAGAUGGGGAGCAGGGAAAAAGAGGUUCCUACAUUCCUUCAUGGCUUCAAAAGAAAAUUCAGGCGCAGAAAUCAUCAACUGCAGAAACAAUAACAAAUCUUAAGAGUGAUCAAGCAAAGUUUGAUUAUUUCAAAAAGUUCCUGGACCAAUAUAUUUCUAAAAUUAAAGAAAAGGUUCCGGCGUCAAGCGGAGGACUGAAGUUGGAUGAGGUGUCAAAAAUAAGUUUAAUCGGCAAAAGGUCAAGGUCGGCUGAAUUUGAAGACUUUGUUGGACCAAAUGACGAUGGAUUAUCUUUGUUUAAUGGAGUGUUUGAGCUUAAUGGAAAACCUGAUGGAGAUUUAGAAUAUGGUGAUGAAGAUUCAGCAAGAAUUAUGGAAGAUGAAAAGGCAGAUACUGUGGAAGAUGGAAUAGCAGAUACUGUGGAAGAUGGAAAGGCAGAUACUGUGGAAGAUGGAAUGGCAGAUACUGUGCAAGACUAUGAUUUGAUGGAUGAUGGAAAUAUAACCGAGGCCUGUGCUAACUUUAUAUCUAUGGUUGAUAAGUUCCUGAUCUUGAAAGAGAAGUUGUCAACCCAGGCUACUCCCCUGGCACAAGCUUCAAUCCGAAUAAUUGACCAUGUCAUCAAUAAGUUAAACCAGGAGCAGGAAUUUUGUGCUGACGAACUUCACCUUGAAAGGUUAUUUUAGAUAAUGCCAACUCUGAUAAUUACCCGGUCCCACGAGGAGAAAUUGGACCUGAUAAUUAAUCACCGUGUUUAUAGUUUAGAACUAAGUAAAUAAUUAUAAUUUAAAAUCUGUGAUUAUUUAAAAUUAAGUCUAUUCAAAUACAAAUAAAUUA
Eurytemora carolleeae is the source of this 904-nucleotide messenger RNA. RefSeq lists its product as uncharacterized. The transcript is spliced from 12 exons. Lineage: Eukaryota; Metazoa; Arthropoda; Copepoda; Calanoida; Temoridae. The record is from RefSeq and is a predicted model, not a curated record. Bases 52 to 753 code for a protein of 233 amino acids.